AUGAAAAUUUGGACGUACCCAAUAAGGCCGGAUAAAGAUGGAAAUGGAAAAAAGGAUAUCACGAUGAGAAAUGACGGAGGAAAGAAUAUUGUCGUCAAGAUUGAUCUGGAUGCAACACAAACAGAGAGUGGUUGGAUCGUACACACGAGCUCAGAGCCAAUCAAGCCCAAAGAGGAGAGGCAAAUCAGCGUGGAGUGUUCGAAUUUGAACGGGGAGAAAGGACGGCAAAAAGCCACGUUUAAAAUGACAGCUCAAGAUGUUUCCUCAUCAAUUGUUUCGGAACCUCACAUGCUAACCCUCAUCGUUAAUAACGCAGACCGACCACUCGAGCGCAAGCGCAAGCAGAGCACGUCUCAUGCAGCUCCUGCUGGUCCUUCCAACUCUUCUCGUUUUAUGCCAGAAAGUAGCUUUCAACUGCCGGAGUCGUCAAUGAAGACUAGCCAGUCACUUUUCUCAACGGGGCUUGCUCCAGCCGCUGCCAACACCACCUCCAGCGAGUACUUCCUUGACGGCUCAUCCAGUUUCCCAGUCCCCAGUCCCGUGCUCUCCACCGAUGGCUUGGAUUUGAUCGAAGAGCUCAAUACAUUCGCACCAGCACCAGCCAGCACCAGCGGCCAGAAUCCUUUCCAGCAGUUCUUGCUCACGGACCUCACUCAGCCCCUCCCGGAACUCGGAAAGAAUUUGGAGCUUGAUCCGCUGAUCGACGAGGGCGAGCCCAAGCCCAAGCCCAAGAAGUCCAAGGAACAA
Molecule: messenger RNA, 747 nt
Organism: Mesorhabditis belari
Lineage: Eukaryota; Metazoa; Nematoda; Chromadorea; Rhabditida; Rhabditidae
Source: the annotation of a GenBank genome assembly